CAGAAGAACCAAACAUAUUCCAGCAGAACCAACCAGUUUGUUCUUCUUUUUUUUCUAUCAAUUUCAUUUCAAAAAUCCUCACAGAAGCCUUAACCAUGAAGUACUUUGGAGUAUUAGCAUUCAUUGCAGUCACUGCAACUCUCAUGGCCGUUACAGAAGGUAAAAAUUCUACUUGGGGUGUUAUCGGUCCCAAGGAUAUCCUGCUCCAUCGUGAAAUUGUUUCGUUGGAUUGGAAGUUGUUCCGUGUUGUGUCUCGUGACGUGGAAUUCUAUCCAAGGAAUACUACCCGCACAAUUACCGCAGUCCGCGCUAUAGACUUCUCUAAAGGCAAGAGCGGUGGCUAUGGAUAUUUAACCCGUGGAGGCCCUGGAUUCCGUAAUGUUACCGUUCAUCUUAAAUCUCAACGUGGUCAAAGCUUGAAUAUGGCCGUUGAAAUUAUUGGUUAUUAAUCAAUGAAAGAAGUGAAAAAUUUAAACAAAAACUAAAAUUUCAUUUUAAUAUAAAAAUUUAUUGAUGAAAAAUGAA
Molecule: messenger RNA, 525 nt
Organism: Eupeodes corollae
Lineage: Eukaryota; Metazoa; Arthropoda; Insecta; Diptera; Syrphidae
Product: probable salivary secreted peptide
Exons: 2
Coding region: 96-449 (117 amino acids)
Source: RefSeq, a predicted model, not a curated record